AUGUGCAUCUUGCAAUUCAACAAUGCUCGUGAUUGUCAACAAGCCUACGAUGAAUGUCUUCAAGGCAAGGAAAUCGACGGUCAGCUGUUGCAUGCAGAAUUCAACGGAGAACGUCGCUACAGUUCAUCAGAAAACUUACACACUAGCCAACAGUACGGAGGACAUUCCAGGGAUUUCAGACGUCCAUACUCAGAGAAUGAUUACGGUCACCAAACCUAUGACAAUAAUGGGGCUGAUGGUGACGGUUCGUCCAGCACUUCUUGUACGCUUACUGUGUCGAAUCUCCCAUAUUCUGCGUCAGAAAGGGAUAUUAUGCGUGAGUUUCCGGAGGCAUUACGAGUUGCACUCUCACUCGAUGAACAGGGGCGUUCAAGAGGUGUUGCUCAUGUGACAUUUUCAAACUCGGAACAGUGCAGCGCUGCUCUCACCUCUUGUGGCAAUAAAAUGAUGGGGGAAGACCUGUUCGUGGACGUAUUCAAAGAGGUAAUAGCCUGCUCAGACACAUUGUAUGUGACGAUGUUCAUUACAGAUCAGGAAAGCACCCAGCAGUCAAGUUAUAAUAAUAAUAACAACAACAACCAGAGGUCUUACCACCGUGAUCAAAGAGAACAUGGUCAGCGUAACCAACGAGAUUAUAAUCAGCGCCACUUCAACAACCGGGACCACAGCAACCAGCGUGAGAAUGGCAGUCAAAGAGACAAUAACCAACGUGAUUACGGCCAACGGGACUUUAGCAACAGACAGGGGAGACAGUUUGACUACAAUUCCGGGAGAGGAGAAAGAGAUAUGAAUCGUUUUCAAGGCGGGUCAGGAAACAGAGGCGGACCUCGUGAUUUUGGAAGGAAUGACAGAUUUGAUCGGUCGGAUCAAAGACGAGAUCGCAGUCCAGCUAGGGGAGAACCUGUCCGUGGGUAUGGUAGUUCCAAAGGGCCACGGAUAACAUCAGCUGUGAUUCACCGCCCAGGAAAUGCCAGCCCCUCGGAGUCCUCCUCUUCCGACGAAGACUGA
Molecule: messenger RNA, 1008 nt
Organism: Trichobilharzia regenti
Lineage: Eukaryota; Metazoa; Platyhelminthes; Trematoda; Strigeidida; Schistosomatidae
Source: the annotation of a GenBank genome assembly